AUGGAUGAGCCAGCACAGGAACCAGACAGUAUGGUUCACAUGAUGACCAGAAAUCGUCCCCAAAAGGGAAAGAAAUCGAAUGUGAAGGGGAAUAGGCUUGUGUGUACUCAUUGUGGAGAGGAGGGACACUCAAAAUCUUGGUGCUAUGAAAUAAUUGGAUAUCCAGAUUGGUGGGACUUCAACAAGAAACCCAGGAAAAAGGUGAGCCAUGCUACAGUAGCCACCUCUCCAGCAAGCGAAACAACAAGCACUCCCAUGGCUGCCCACACGUCUUCAAACACUGAAAGUGAGUUUAAGUGUAGAGUGUCUGAACUAGCGAAAAACACAAAAGUUUCAUAUGUUCCAAGCAUUAAUAAUAGCUCAAUUCCUUUUGUGACAUUCAUUGAUGAAUAUAAUGGAGGGGAGAAUUUCAAUAACCAAAUGAAACAAUUAUGUAGAGGAAAUAAUAUUAAACAUCAAACCUCGUGUGUAAGGACACCACAACAGAAUGGACUUGCUGAAAGACGAAAUAGACAGAUUUUGGAAAUAGUAAGAGCAUCCUUGUUUUUCAUGAAAGUCAAAAGAGAAUAUUGGGGAGAAGCUGUUAGGUCUGCAGCCUAUCUGAUGUACAAAACACCUUCCAGUGUGAUAGACUUCAAGACUCCAUUACAAAAGGUCCAAGAAUUAUCAGACUUACCAGUUAACUAUGGCAUGGAACCACGAGGGGAGAUAAGAGAUGAAGCUGCCACACCCAACAAAAUAUUGGAACCAGAUGAAGAUAAUUGGCUGGUUGUUGACAGCAACCUAACAGGCAUCCACGAAGAGGGGUCUGAUCUGAACUUCAGAGAUGAAGGGAAUUAUGAAGAAGAAGAUAACAGUUCUGAAAAGUUUGAAGUCCAGGAGUCGAAUGUGCUUGACCUACAAGAUGAGAGCCUAGAUGUUAAACAAGAUAGUACAGACCCAAUUCAAGUCGAAGAAGUCAAUAGUGAUGGCGUAUAUGGAUAA
Molecule: messenger RNA, 984 nt
Organism: Lactuca sativa (garden lettuce)
Lineage: Eukaryota; Viridiplantae; Streptophyta; Magnoliopsida; Asterales; Asteraceae
Source: RefSeq, a predicted model, not a curated record